Hemiscyllium ocellatum (epaulette shark) is the source of this 7158-nucleotide messenger RNA. RefSeq names its product chloride channel CLIC-like 1 (gene clcc1). Gene Ontology annotation, cellular component: endoplasmic reticulum; membrane. Bases 185 to 2185 code for a protein of 666 amino acids. Gene Ontology annotation, molecular function: chloride channel activity. The record is from RefSeq and is a predicted model, not a curated record. The transcript has 13 exons. NCBI's taxonomy places the organism in Eukaryota, Metazoa, Chordata, Chondrichthyes, Orectolobiformes, Hemiscylliidae.
UCAGAGGUGGGGGUGGAGCCAGGAGCCGAGGGCAGCAGUCCAAGUUCAAUAUCCAGGCUUGGACUAAGAAGUGGCAUGUAACAUUUGCGCUAUACAAAUGCCAGACAAUGACCAUCGCCAGGAAAGGACAAUCCACCCAUUAACAGUCAACUGAAUUGUCCACUUUCAACAUUAGAUUUGAAUCAUGUUCAUGCUGUGGUUGAUAUUUGAAGUACUGCUCGUAGUGAAUGGUCUACAAGGUGAUGAUGAUGAUGAAUGGAUUGAUCCAACAGAUAUGCUGAAUUAUGAUGCUGCUACAGGUAGAAUGAGAAGGCCACAACAGACUGGAACUAAGGAAGGAGACACUGAAACUCUGACUACUGGGGAUUAUACAGAAGUUAAUCAGGGAAAAGAAUUAUGUCCAGAUUGUUCUGGUUGUGAGAGACAACUUGAUAAUUUACAAAAAAGGUUUGAAGACUGUAGAAAGAAAACAUCAACUGAAUCAACAGAAAUCGGUUGCAGUCCUGUUUUUAAGAGAUACCUGAAUAAACUGCUUUUGGAGACUGGAAAAUUAGGUUUGCCUGAUGAUGAUAAUGAAGUUCAUUAUGACGCCGAAAUUUUUAUUACAAAACAGGACAUAACUGCGAUUAAGAAGUUUCUCAGUGAUAAGGCAUGGAAGGCUGGUGCUUUAGAUGAUGCACUCAGUAAAAUUUUAAUUAAUUUUAAGUUUCACGAUUAUGAAAGUUGGAAAUGGAGAUUUGAGGACACAUUUCAUGUGGAUCCCUUAACAGCGUUUCUGUUGUUGGCCAUGCUAACAUUUAUUAUUAUAAUAUUUCACAUCGUAUGGAUUGUUGCCCCACCAUUUACACGGCCUUAUCGAUUCUUCUUGUUGUGCUUUCUAAUUAGUUUUGUUUGGAACUGGGUGUUUUUAUACAAGACAGCUUUUGCUAAGCGACAAGCUAAUUUUGCCAAGUUACAACUUGAUAAACCCAUGUGUACAGGGGUACAGAACAUGGAUUGGAAAGGGAGCCUGCUUGAGUGGUUCAGGCAAACUUGGACAUUACAGAAAGACCCUUGUGAAUUGUACUACGAGGCUCUGUUAGUGGAUCCAAUUUUGGAGGUUCCCCCAACCAAGGCCUUCAUGCUUACUGUAACAACACUGAUCACUGAACCACUGAAACAUAUCGGGGAGCCUAUCAGUCACUUUUUCCGCGAUCUCCUGAAAGACCUACCAUGGAUCUGGCAGUUCCCUGUGACCCUGACAGUUAUAUUGGCUGUUGUUGCAUUCUGCUAUUCUUGUGGUCAUGCAGUUGUCCGAUAUGGUUUAUCUAGAUCACUUCCAAAUGUUGGUCCUCAAGCUCCAAUUGCACAUCAUAAUGUGCCAUAUAGUGUACAUGGGCCUGUUGAUAAUACCUUAUACCAAAGGGGAGGAUAUGUGGAUUACCAAGCUGGGGGUGAUGCUAGUUAUUUUCCUCGUAUCAGAAGAGAUCCCAAUCAUGAUGCAGUAACUGCAGAUCCCUUUGGGCAAAGAGAUCUAAAUUCCCAGGGUGUGGAAGAUUUAAAGAAUUGGGAAAGAGCUGAGAUGGCAAGUAAUGGGCAAGGUGACAAUCAUCUACGUAGAAGAAGAGUACCAAACCAUAAAGAUUGUCAUUGUGCUAGGUAUACUCCUGACCGGUUGGUGUCAAGUAAUGAAGUCAUUGCACAACCAUCAGAGGAAAAUCCUGACACAGAAGAUGUUGAUAUUUACCAAGCUCAAGAGAUUAUUGAACAGUGCAAAAGUAAUAAUUUCCAAAAUAAGAAAGCAACUGAGUUACCUGUCAGUAAAUUACACAAAGUGAGACGAGCAAGUGAAGAGGAUAUACAGAGUAGAGUUCCUGAAGAACUUGGUACAGCAGACAGACCUCUUGAUGCAGUUUCACAGCUUCCAUCAGAAAUGAAUGUCACCGAGUUGGAUGUUACUGAGAAAAAGCGAGUACAGGAAAAGAAGCAUGAAAAUGAGUUACCCAUCAUAGAAAAUGUGGGAGUGCAAAUGAUCGCAACAGGAGACCAUCUCUUUAGAUUCGUGCUGCCUAGGAGCAGUUUGCAGGACAGUGGUGCAAGAAACCGAAUGAUAUCCUACGUUCCACAAGGGAGAAGCUGGUGUACAACCAUGCUGAGAGGGCCAAGACCAGCAAAGGUGAUGCCAGAUAAAUUCUCACCCCCUUAAAAGAAAGACCCAACAAGCCAGCCAGGGAUGACUGGGACAGUUCGUGUGAAGACGGGGAAACCUGAAUAACCAACAGCCCAGUAAACAACUGGGCCUAACAGUUCGCAGUCUCUCUAUGAUGUGCACGGCAACUCUGGAGAGUCCUUAGCUAUUCUCUGAUGAGCACAAAAACAAAUGAGCUGACUUGCAUCACCUAUUCCGCAUCUUCACCAACUAACACUUUCCAUCUGCAGGUCCUACCAACCCCAGCUCAAGGGGUUUCAGCCUGAGCUCCAGGUACCUUCUCUUCUCAAGGAUACAGGACAAUGCCAACAGGCACUCCCAGGGAGGAGAACUGACAGACAGCAACCUUAGCAGCAGUUUCUAAGGACUCUCCAGAGUUGUCCUGCUCCCUCCACUGCCAGAGACCUCAUUGCUUCAAGCAACUCAGAUCAAAGAGGAUGCAAGUGUGCGUCAUACAGAGACUGUUAGGCCCAGAGGAUACCAGCCAGAGUCUUCAAAGUAACCAGGGUGUACUUCCUUCACCACAUUUACUGAAGUCAGACUUGCUCCUGGAUUGUAGUCCAAGAUUCUAUAGGCAAAUAUUGGGACCACUGAAGGUAAUCCUAAAAUCUACUGGAGGAACUAACACCUGGGAUGUCCAAUUGUCCGCACGUGUAGCUUAUUGAAAGAAUAGUGGAAAUUUUCAUGUGUCUACUCCAGGUUCCAGGAGGGAAACAUCUGUCCUAUGACUGAGGUUCUCAAAAGCCAGAGGAUAUGGUGGAGGCUGGUACAAUUGCAACAUUUAAAAGGCAUUUGGAUGGGUAUAUGAAUAGAAAGGGUUUGGAGGGAUAUGGGCUGGGUGCUGGCAGAUGGGACUAGAUUGGGUUGGGAUAUCUGGUCGGCAUGGACGGGUUGGACCGAAGGGUCUGUUUCCAUGCUGUACAUCUCUAUGACUUUAUAUUCAACACUGAGAUAAGCAAUGGCCAAAUCAUGUUUCAGUGUAAAAUAAGUGUGGAGCUAUGUCAUUGUGCUAGUAGUGUUGUCGGUGAGGAUCCUUGGGCUUUGCAAGAGUACAAUGAGGACUCAUUUAAAAGCACUGAAAGGAUUAUGAGGGUAUAAAGCACAAAAGGUGCACACUUAGGAUGUGGAACAAAGCAGUGAUAUUCACCAGGGAAUGGACUCCCUGAUGGCGCUGAUAUGUCUAGCAUGAUUAUUUUUGUGCAAACAUUCAGGAGUGUGAGUAGUAGAACUAACUGCUCCAAGUAUCACAGCUGUUUUAGCAUUAAUUUUGGUCUAGGGUAAGAUUUCUGCAUGCAUUUUCGUUGUUAGAGGUGAGGAUAUCAGAAUCAUAAUUGAAAGAAAAAGUCCAUGUUUGAUCGUUUAGAUCAAUAAAUAGAAAAAAAAUACCCAGCUCUGAAGGAAUGUGGCAAGCAGAGAGCUGACUAACCACAUCAAUUAAGUAUUAACAAGAGCUUAAGUCUAACAAAGCUCAUGCAUCUUAGAAUCUGGCGACUACAAGUUGUAGCUCAGUUGACCGUCUUUCAAUCUUUGAUAACCAUCUUAGCCCAUCUUUGGAUUCUUGCCCUUGUCCUCUUCUUUGUUGACCUGCUGCUGAAUCUCCUCAGCAAGCGCACCCCUACUUUGGAAAACUGAGAUAGUGCUAGAUGCAGUGGAUUGCUAUGAUGCAAGAGCCUUGUUUGGGUUAUACUGUACAGCACCAUCCAGAGCCUCAUCUAUGCAAGGUCUGUCAGUGGUCUGAUCUGCAAUGUGUGAGAUCUCAGGCAUGUGUGUGCGCUGCAUUAUAUCUCUGUAGAAGGGAGCAUUUCUUAGAAGUGUCAUAAACAAAAUAUGAAGGGAUAUUUGUUGACAAUCCUUGUAUGAGCUGAUAGCCUUUGAAAAAGUGGUCCAGGAUAUAAGUGUUGUGUAGUUUCUUAGACAUCUAGUGCAGAUCUGCAAUAUGGUCACAAAUAGUUUAAAAGUUAUGGAGUGGAAUCCUUUGUUGACAAAGGUUUGCGGUGGGUCCUUUGAUAGCUAUGUGAGCACAUUCAACUGCACCCUGAACUGGUGUGAUACCAGCAAGAUCAGAUUCCUAAUGUGUGAGCUAUCUGACUCUCUCCAUCAAGGAGAAAAGACUUAAAUUGGUGGGCUGUUAUAAAGAAAGAAUCAGUAAUAUCCUAGAACAAUCUACUGGUGUGGAAAUAUAGGGCAGCUGCUAUCUGUAGGCUACCAGGUUGGGAUUAUCUGACCUCAGGACCUUGUCUAAAGCUUUAGGGAUGAUACAAUGGCGCAGGGUAACCUGAGUUUUAUUCUACUGUUUCUCACACAUUUGCAGAGUUACACCUAAGCCUGUAGAUUCUGUUUUGUAUAAGAACUAUCCUUUGACUUGUUCUUGUCCGGCUGCUUCUCCCUGUGCCAUGAUUAAAGGAGGAAUUGUUGGAUUGACUUCACCCAUUAUUUGUCACAGAUCUUUUACAAGUGAAAGUACACAGUCUUAGUAAAGAGACAUUGUAGCUCUGACCUCAUUCCUCAUGAAGUUCCUAGAUUAUGCUCUCGGAGGUUAAUCUUGUUCCAGUCUAAAGCCACAAAAUAUUCUGUGAUUCUGCAUUGUUGUGCUUCUUGAAAGGGCAGUGCAAUUAGUUCUGUCUUAUAGAAGUAAGAAUUAAUUUCCCAGAAAUGCUAGGGAAGCAAUGGGUCUAUAGGGAAGGUAGAAUUGAAGAUGCUGGCAAAAAUUAAUGUGACUGAAAGCUGAUAAAUCUCCAGCACUGAAUAAUUUGCAUUCCAGAGUACUUUAAGAGGUUCGUAUUAUUAUUGGCUGACCAUUUUCAAAAAUUCUGUAGAUUCUGGAACAGUACCAGCAGAUUGGAGGUUGAUUAGUAAAACCCCCCUAUUUUAAGAAAAGGGUGGGAAAGAAAAGCUGGGAAUUACAGAUUGUUAACAUCAAUAGUACAGAAAAUUCAGGAGACUGUCUUGUAAAGGGAUUUAAUAAUGGAUUUAUGAAGGGGAAACUGGAGAUUUCAGGAUGUAACUUCUAAAAUAUAUAAGCUAUGUUGUAUUUGGAUUUUUAGUAUGUAAAAUCAAAGCAUUUCAAAUAAAAAGUAAAUAAACUGGCACGGAUUGAGAAUUGGUUAGGAGACAAGAAACAUUGGAUGUACGUUUGCUAGCUGAGCUGAAAGGUUCAUUUUCAGAGGAUCCGUCAUCAUACUAGGUAACAUCUUCAGCAAGUCUCUGGACAAAAUGUAUGAAGAUGAACCUUCCAGCUCAGUAAGCAAACUGAAAUCCAGAACCCCAACCUGAGCUACAAAUCUUCUCAAAACUCACUGACAAGAAACAUUGUAAGAAGAAAUGGGUCAUUUUCAGAAUGGGAGGUGGUGAUUUGGGGUACUGCAGGGAUUAGUGCUUGGGGUCCCAGCUGUUAACAAUGAUUUGGAUGUGAGCAUAAGAGGUAUAGUUAGAACUCUGCUGAUGACACCAAUAUUGGAGGUUACCUCAGAUUACAACAGGAUCUGGACCAGAUGGGCCAAUGAGCUGAGAAGUGGCAGAUGGAGUUUAAUUUAGAUAAAUGUGAGGUGUUGCAUUUUGGGAAAGCAAAUUUUAGUAGGACUUAUACACUUAAUGGCAAGGUCCCAGGGAGUGUUGCUGAACAAAGAGACCUUGGAGUGCAGGUUCAAAGCUCCUUGAAAAUGGAAUCACAGGUAGAACAUAGAAAAUUACAAUGCAGUACAAGCCCUACGGCCCUCGAUGUUGUGCCAAUCCAAGCCCACCUAACCUACACUAGCCCACUUUCCUCCAUAUGCCUAUCCAAUGCCCGUUUAAAUGCCCAUAAAGAGGAAGAGUCCACCACUGUUACUGGCAGGGCAUUCCACGAACUCACGACUCGCUGAGUAAAGAAUCUACCCCGAACAUCAGUCCUAUACCUACCACCCUUAAUUUAAAGCUAUGCCCCCUCGUAAUAUCUGACUCCAUACGUGGAAAAAGGUUCUCAUGGUCAACCCUAUCUAAACCCCUAAUCAUCUUGUACAUCUCUAUUAAGUCACUCCUAAACCUUCUUUUCUCCAAUGAAAACAGCCCCAAGUGCCUCAGCCUUUCCUCAUACGAUCUUCCUACUGUACCAGGCAACAUCCUGGUAAACCUCCUUUGCACCUGUUCCAGUGCCUCCACAUCCUGCCUAUAGUAUGGCAACCAAAACUGCACACAAUACUCCAGAUGCGGCCGCACCAGAGUCUUAUACAGGUAGAUGGGAUAGUGAAGAAGGCGUUUGGUAUACUUUCCUUCAUUGGUCAGAGUAUUGAGUACAGGAGUUGGGAGGUCAUGUUGCAGCUGUACAGGACAUUGGUUAGGCCACUGUUGGAAUAUUGCGUGCAAUUCUGGUCUCCGUCCUAUCGGAAGGAUGUUGUGAAACCUGAAAGGGUUCAGAAAAGAUUUACAAGGAUGUUGCCAAAAUUGGAGGAUUUGAGAGGUUCAAUAGGCUAGGGCUAUUUUCCCGAGAGCAUCGGAGGCUGAGGGGUGACCUUAUAGAGAUAUAUAAAAUUAUGAGGGGCAUGAAUAGGAUAUGUAGACAAAGUCUCUUCCCUGGGAUGGGGGAGUCCAGAACUAGAGGGCAUAGGUUUUGGGUGAGAAGGGAAAGAUAUAAAAGAGACUGAAGGGACAACUUUUUCACUGGCAAGUGUAUGGAAUGAGCUGCCAGAGACUAGUACAUUGCAACAUUUAAAAGGCAUCUGGAUGGGUAUAUGAAUAGGAAGGGUUUGGAGAGAUGUGGGCCAGGUGCUGGCAGGUGGGACUAGAUUGGGUUGAGAUAUCUGGUCGGCAUGGACAAGUUGGACUGAAGGGUCUGUUUCCAUGCUGUACUCUAUGACUCUAAUACAUAUCAACAAUUUGAAUGAGAAAAAUCAAAAGUAAUAUCUCUACAAGUUUGUUACAGCACAAAGCUAGGUAAGAUUCUGCAUUGGUGUGGAGGAUAUAAAGAAGUAUAAUGGAAUUAAAGUAACAGUAAA